Messenger RNA from Thermothielavioides terrestris NRRL 8126, 1041 nucleotides. RefSeq lists its product as uncharacterized. NCBI's taxonomy places the organism in Eukaryota, Fungi, Ascomycota, Sordariomycetes, Sordariales, Chaetomiaceae. The coding region runs from base 1 to 1041 and encodes 346 amino acids. The transcript has a single exon. Gene Ontology annotation, cellular component: nucleus. The record is from RefSeq and is a predicted model, not a curated record.
AUGCCACAAGAUCCGCACUUGUACGGGCAACCGCCGCCCAAAAAGCAGAAGAAGGAGAUGCCGCUGUCGGGGUCUCUUGCCUUCGCCUCACAACUGAGCUCCUUGCUUGCCACAUCCUUUGCCAACCCACCAGCAGGGGACUCGUCCGCGGCAACCACUACCGGCCGGACUCGCCCGUCGAAGUUGAAGACAGAUGAGCUCUCCAAGACCAAAAUCAAGCGCAAAGACGCCAACACCGAAGCUAAAGAGAGCAAGAAGCUUGCCCUCAAAUCCCCCGUUGGUACCGAAGAGAGCAAAGCCGAGCGCGAAUUCAUCCGCCGCAGGAUGGAGUCCAAAGCCCGUCUGUACGCCGCCAUGCAACGCGGCGACUACAUUGGCCGGGAAAUAGGCCUCGUGGACUUUGACCGCAAAUGGGCCGAAUCCCAAUCCAACAAGAACAACCCCGACGCCCCAUCUUCGUCCUCCUCAGACUCAGACUCAGAACCCGAAGCCGAACCGAACAUCGACACCACCCUGCACGAGUACACCGACGAGUUCGGGCGCGUGCGCCACCUCACGCGCGCGCAGAUCCUCCGGCUCGAGCGGCGCGCCGCCCGCGCCGCCGCCUCGACCACCGAGCUCGAGCACAUGUCGGCGCGGCCCAAGGCGCCGGCCGAGCUGAUCCACGGCGACGCGGUGCAGACCGAGGCCUUCACGGCGCGCGACGGGCUCGACGCGAUGGAGGCGCUGGCGCGCAAGCGCGACCGCAGCCCCACGCCGCCCGAGGCCACGCACUACGAUGCGGACCGGGAGAUCCGCACCAAGGGCGUCGGGUUCUACAAGUUCUCGCGUGAGGAGGAGAAGCGGGAGGAGGAGAUGAAGGCGUUGGAGGAGGAGCGGAAGCGGACGGAGGAGGUGAGGAAGAAGAGGGAGGAGGAGGCGGCGAGGAGAAAGCGGGAGAUUGAGGCGCGGAGGAGGGAGAUCGGUGAGCGGAGGGCGAAGAAGAUGACAGAGACCUUUCUGGAGGGGUUAGAGAAAGACUUAGCCGGGACUGGUGGUUGA